This is a messenger RNA of Zymoseptoria tritici IPO323, 1110 nucleotides long. RefSeq lists its product as uncharacterized. Gene Ontology annotation, molecular function: Rab geranylgeranyltransferase activity. The record is from RefSeq and is a predicted model, not a curated record. The annotation marks the transcript as partial. Gene Ontology annotation, biological process: protein geranylgeranylation. Gene Ontology annotation, cellular component: cytoplasm; Rab-protein geranylgeranyltransferase complex. The transcript has 2 exons. Lineage: Eukaryota; Fungi; Ascomycota; Dothideomycetes; Mycosphaerellales; Mycosphaerellaceae.
CACGGCGUUCCCCGCGUCGCUGGCGGCAUCCCGGACAAGAGCGAGCAGACACGCGAAAAGGAACGCAAGCACAUCGAGCAGUACAAGCAGCUGGAAUCGGAGGUGACGGAGAAGAUCCGUGCAAAGGACUAUUCCAACACCACCCUCCAGCUGACCUCGAAGCUCUUGUCCGCGAACCCGGAGUACUACACAAUAUGGAACUAUCGCCGCCUGAUACUGGAAGAUGUGUUUGCGAAAGAGCUGGAGACCAAGGCAGACUCGGUCGAAGAGGGUGAUGCUGCGGCAGCACAAGAAGCUGGCCUCACAACCGCUCAACGAGAGAUAGCCCUACUCGUCAAGGAGGAUUUACAAUUUCUCGUCCCACUACUGAAGCAAUACCCCAAGUGCUAUUGGAUAUGGAACCACCGUAGUUGGCUUCUCGCCACCGCCACAAAACAUGUUCCACCUCAUGGUACCCUCCCGCUCUGGCAAGCCGAGCUCGGUCUAGUGAGCAAGAUGCUAUCACUCGACAGCCGCAAUUUCCAUGGAUGGGGAUAUCGGCGAGACGUGGUGAAAAACUUGGAGGACCUGAGCGGGAAGAGUAUGGUGGAGCCCGAGUACGAGUACACCACGAAGAUGAUACAAAGCAACCUCAGCAACUUCAGCGCUUGGCACAAUCGAGGCCAGCUUAUACCACGCCUGCUGAACGAGCGUCAGGCGGACUCUGCGCAGAGGAAAGAGCUGUUUGAUGCCGAAUUCGAACUCGUCACUCGGGCUUUGUAUACUGAUCCGUACGACCAGAGUCUUUGGUUCUACCACCAAUAUCUGAUGUCUGCUCUGGAUUCGAAGAACCCGCAUGCGCCCGAGAUACUCUCGCCUUGUACGAAUUCGGACAGACUACACUAUCUGGAGCAGGAAAUUGACAGCAUUCGCGAGAUGCUAGACGGCGCCGAGGACUGCAAGUACAUCUACCAGGCGUUGUUGGAGUAUGCUCCGCGCUACUUCGUGGUGGAGGCUGGCAACAAGGCGAUUACGCCUGCUGAGAUGACGGACUGGCUAGAUGAGUUGAAGAAGAUUGAUCCUCUGAGAGCUGGCAGGUGGGAGGAUCUGGGCAGAGCGCUGAAGCUUUGA